CCCAGGAGAGGGACGCAGAGCGUCGGAGGCCAAGGACACUGCAGGUGCAGACAGAGAGGCCAGGACAGGGCCAAGUGUCACAGUGGGAGCCCAAACACCAUUGGUCCAGCGGUUCCACAGGGUCCACGACGCCCCCCGGCCUGGCUCGGGCACCACCCCUGCUGCCAGGCCACCAUGGUCCUUGGCUGGCUGUGGCUGCCUCUGCUGCUACUGGCGACCACGCUGCCACAGGGCACGGCAGGCAUCAAGCACUGUUUCUUCUGCGAGCUGACUGACUCCUUGAUCUGCCCAGGCACCCGCAUGCACUGCGGGGACGAGGAGGACUGCUUCACGGGCCGCGGGGUGGCCCAGGGCAUGGGGCCUGUCAUCAACAAAGGCUGCGUGCGCACCACCAGCUGCGGCCGCGAGGAGCCCGUGAGUUACAUGGGCCUUACCUACACCCUCACCACCUCCUGCUGCUCCGGCCACCUGUGCAACCGAGGCAGUGGCCCCACAGGCCACCUGACAGUCACAGCCGCCACCAGCCUGGUGCUGGGCCUGCUACUGCUCCGACACCUGCUGUGAUCCCGGGCUUGGGACCGGCCUCGCCCCCACGCCACUUCCUCACCCGACCCUUUCUCCCCAUUAAAUGACCCUGGACAACC
Messenger RNA from Cavia porcellus (domestic guinea pig), 644 nucleotides. RefSeq names its product sperm acrosome associated 4 (gene Spaca4). Gene Ontology annotation, cellular component: membrane. The transcript has a single exon. Gene Ontology annotation, biological process: sperm-egg recognition. The record is from RefSeq and is a predicted model, not a curated record. Lineage: Eukaryota; Metazoa; Chordata; Mammalia; Rodentia; Caviidae. Bases 175 to 564 code for a protein of 129 amino acids.